Messenger RNA from Aedes albopictus (Asian tiger mosquito), 1215 nucleotides. RefSeq lists its product as uncharacterized. Lineage: Eukaryota; Metazoa; Arthropoda; Insecta; Diptera; Culicidae. Bases 281 to 1135 code for a protein of 284 amino acids. The record is from RefSeq and is a predicted model, not a curated record. The transcript is spliced from 3 exons.
GUUUAUUCUGCUCGGCGUGUGACGUGACAAAAGUCGAGUCGUAUGUGUCACGCGAUUCCCGUAGGCGAAAGCGGUGACAAGAGUCGAUGUGAAUGAACACCAAUGAACUCUCACCGCAUUCCGACAGUCGACUUGUAUCGACAAAUGUCGCGCACGGGUGACGUUUUCGCGUGAGAAUUGUCGCUACCUCAGAAGGAGUCGAGAGCGUUCAAACAACGCAAAAAUGGAGGUGAAACGGUAAGUGUUUUAUUUCUUUAAUGCCUGAGUAAGAUUAUUUUUCAUGAAAAUCGUGUAUUUUAGUGUACGCGUGACCAAUCGCAAACAGUUUGAGCAUCUGGUAAGCAGGAUGGAAGCGCAUCCGACGGUGGCAAAGGGCCUAAAAUUCAGUGAAGCAUCUGGAGUAAGCCAAGAUGCUUUCGUUUCAGUUUGGAAGGAGUUAGCUGCCGGAUUAAACAGCCUGGGUCCCCCGAUCCGAACGGUGAAGGAUUGGCAAAAGGUUUGGACCGACUACAAGCUGAAAGUCAAACAUAAACUGGCCCACAACAAACGGGAGGUCAAUGCGACUGGGGGUGGACCCAACAAUAUGAAAGUGCUGUCGCCAUGCGAGGAGGCAGUUGUGGAAAUGCUUUCUCUGGACAAAACGGUAAACCAUUCCGGAUCAGCAUUUGGUCUACCUCGUCGUCCACCGCCAUCGGCUUCUCCGCUUGUCAGCCAACCAAGUUUGCAUCCUUCACCGCCCGGAUCCCCGCUACUAUCAAGUACCAUGCGGCAACAGGCAAUUUCGGCAGAUGAAGCGGAUCAGGUCGAGUGCGACCGUGGAAUCCGAGAUGAAGGUAUUGAGAAUAGCCACAGUCCUGCGAGACGCAAACGAAAGCAGUCAAAUACUCGGGAUGUUCGACACGAGCUAUUGAUGGAGCAAACAAAAUGCAUGCAGAAGAUUGUCGAGCAUACUGGAGACUGUGCGCGAUACGCACGUAAAAUGUGUAAGCUUCGGGAGGAAGAGGUAAAAAAUCGGAAGGAAUACUUGUUGCAGAAGGAAAAGGACAGGAAAGCUGACCUGGAGUACAAAAUAGAACUGCUGCAGUAUAAGAAGAAGAAACUUGACAUCCUAGAGCGUCAGUAUCGAAAGAAGUAAGGAACUCGCAUUUGUUAUGUUUUUCUUUCAAAAAUACACAAUUUUAUGAAAUAUAAGGAAUAAUACUGUUGGCAAAAUUA